Messenger RNA from Cryptotermes secundus, 5249 nucleotides. RefSeq names its product peroxisomal acyl-coenzyme A oxidase 3. Gene Ontology annotation, cellular component: peroxisome. Gene Ontology annotation, molecular function: FAD binding; fatty acid binding; pristanoyl-CoA oxidase activity. Gene Ontology annotation, biological process: lipid homeostasis; fatty acid beta-oxidation using acyl-CoA oxidase. NCBI's taxonomy places the organism in Eukaryota, Metazoa, Arthropoda, Insecta, Blattodea, Kalotermitidae. The transcript is spliced from 16 exons. Bases 498 to 2627 code for a protein of 709 amino acids. The record is from RefSeq and is a predicted model, not a curated record.
AAAAGCAUCGAUGACGUAAAUGUAUCGAGGGAAGAAGCUUGGAUUGGCUUGGGCCGUUGCACGUGUGCUGUACGUUGAACCGGCUGAACUUCGUCACGUCAAAACCGGGAAGCAUUUCAAUAUUGUGGUCGGGAAAGACGGUAGUAACGUUAAUUGAUCGGACUGGUCAUCGCUAUAGUGUCAUAUUGAGGGACGCCAGGAAAAGAUUAGACCGACUGGACAGUAGUGUCCAAGGGUUGUGCAUAGUGUUCGCGGCAUCAGUGAGCCGGCUGACUAAACGCGGGCAACAGGUAAAUUUUUAGUUUCGCAGCCCACGUGAAAGGAAAAGGGUGGUGGUAUUUGAUGAACUGCGAUAUUCUACAUCAUAGAGAACUCAGGAAUUGGUUAAAAAAUCAAGUAUAGGCAUUCGAGAGCUCAUACAGACAAUAAUUAUGAGAAGCGUUCUUGGAUAUUCGAAUAACUGAAUUUUUCAAAGCCAAGAGAAACCAAGGCGGAGUAUGUCUUACGCUGAGAAACAGAACCAUUGUUAUCCACGCCAGGCAACAGCAAUGGAGGAAGAUACAGACUUCAUUCCAAAUUUACCAGAAGGUCCCCUAAAUGUUUAUAGAAAGCAAGCUUCCUUUGACUGGAAGAAAUUGAAGUUAGUUUUUGAUAAACCAGAAAUUCUGAAACUUAAAUUGAAGGUGUGGAGAACUCUGGAAUCUGACAUUCUGUUUCACACUGGUGAUACAAGCUACAAUGUCGAUGAACAGAAGCGUCUUGCCAUGCUCCAGCUAGUCAAGUAUAUACAGUACAAAUUUUAUACAGAUGGUAUAGCAAACAAUAAUUAUAAGAAGAAGACUCGUACCAUGAUGAAUCUCAAUGAAGCAAUGGCAGUGCUGAAUCUUAAUGUGUCCAUCAAGUUCGCUUUGGGUGUUUCCUUGUUUGCAAAUGCCAUUCUGAGUCUUGGGACAGAACGCCAUUUACCUCUGUAUAAGGCUGCUUGGCGUGGAGAGAUUUUAAGUUGCAUAGCUUUGACUGAGGUGGGUCAUGGCAGUAAUACAAAGCGAAUGAGGACAACUGCAACAUAUGAUCCUUCCACUCAAGAGUUUGUUAUACAUACACCAGAUUUUCAGGCUGCAAAAUGCUGGAUUGGAAACCUGGGUAAAACUUGUACAUAUGCCUUGCUGUUUGCACAGCUGUGCACUGCUGAUGGCACUUGUCAUGGGCUGCAUGGUUUUGUAACACCUGUUCGUGACCCAAAAACACUACUGCCAUACCCAGGUAUAAUUUUGGGAGACUUGGGCGAAAAGAAUGGCCUCAAUGGGAUCGACAACGGGUUCAUCAUUUUCCAGCACUACCGAAUUCCAAGGGAAAGUCUGCUGAACAGACUCAGUGAUGUAACUCUUGAUGGAGACUAUGAAACAGCAUUUACCACUCCAGAACAGCAACUUGGAGCAGCUCUUGAAAAUUUAUCUGCAGCCCGGGUUGGUAUCAUGGGUGAAGGUACAAAUGCUUGCUGUUGUGCCGUGGCAAUUGCGGUUCGUUAUGCAGCAGUUAGGAAGCAGUUUGGCCCAAAUCCUGAUGACAUCGAAUUUCCUAUAAUGGAAUAUCAACUGCAUCAGUGGCGGUUAUUUCCCUACAUAGCUGCCACCUGUGCCCUGAAAGUGUAUGUAGCUGAUUUCACUGACCAGUAUCUUGAAUGUGUUGAGAAGUCAAAUUCUGGGGAAACAGUUUCCAACUUGCCGGCAAGUGUUUCGGAGAUCCAUGCAAUGGUAUCAGCAACCAAACCUCUGGUUACGUGGACUUGCCGAGAUACCAUACAGGAAUGUCGGGAGGCAUGUGGUGGACAUGGAUAUCUGAAAGCGUCGGGCCUGGGAGAUCUCCGCAACAAUUUUGAUGCUUCAGUCACAUAUGAAGGAGACAACAAUGUGUUGAUUCAGCAGACUAGUAACUGGCUACUGAGACAAUGGAAUAAGGUCAGGGAGGGCGAAGGAGUUGCGUCACCAUACAAUACUGUUGAUUUCCUUUCAAAUGCAGCAGACAUUUUAAAGAAGAAAUUCACAGGCAGGGAUCUUCAAGAUGUUACAAAUCACAGUUUUAUUCUGAAUUCCUAUCAAUGGUUAAUUUGCUGGCUGCUUCAGGAGACACACAGGAGACUUUGUAUUUCUCAGGAAAGAGGAGAAGAUAAAUUCACAGCAAGAAAUAAUGCUCAGGUUUUUCGAGCUAGGACUCUAUCUCUUGCAUAUGCUGAGAAUAAUGCACUUGUGUACUUCUGGAGAAGAUGUGUCAGUCAAAGCUUAGACAGUACCAUUCAAAGUGUUCUGGUGAAGUUACACGUCCUCUAUGGGUUAUGGUGUUUGGAAAAACAUCUGACAUUAUUCUAUCAAGGCGGCUAUGCAACGGACUCCAGCCUUGCUGAUCUGGUAAAAGAGGGGAUUCUGCAGAUGUGUUCCCAGCUGAAGCCAGAAGCUGUGGCCGUUGCUGACUCUCUGGCUCCUCCAGACUUUGUUUUGAAUUCUGUAAUAGGAAAGUCUGAUGGAAAGCUAUAUGAUAAUCUUCAAGCACACUUCUUUCACAACUCGGGAGCAAUGCAACGACCACCAUGGUGGAAUGAAAUUGUGCCAAAACCUUUAUCUAAACUGUAGAUGCUGCAAGUGCAAUGAAUAUACAGAGGGGCCCAAGAAACAUGCAAAAUAUGUGCUUAAAUAAUUUGUUGGUAAUCCAAAUUUGAUACACACAGAAAGGGAUGGCUGCAACACAUGUUGAACUGGAAUAAGUGUUAAAAGUGCCCACCAUUAGCUGGUAGACACGAGUUCAAUGUUUCAAUUUCUUCCCGUAACGUCUCCAGUGUCAGUGGCUUUCUACAAUAUACCACAUCCUUCAGGGACUCCCACAAGUAGAAGUCAAUGAGGGUUAAGUCAGAUGAGCAUGGGGGAUAUUCAACACUACCUCUUCCCAUCCAUUGACCUGGUUCAUUGAGGUAGGUUAUGACAUCUCGGUAGUAGCGUGGUGAUGCUCCAUCUUGUUGAAAGUAAAAUGGCUUAUUUCCACAGAACUGAUGAAGGGCAAGUAAAAUAAAUGUCUGUAACACUAACUUCGCUGACAGGUGGCGGUUGCUCAGUUGGUAUAGUUCACUUGAGGACUAAAACCACAGAGUUCUUUUUUAUAGGCAUGUUGAGGUACAUAGGAGUAUUAACUGUUCCUUCAAAAAAGAGUGGUCCAGUUAAACCCCUGUAUGACAGUUCACACCAGACAGUGAGUCCUGGUAAAUUGACUGCCCUGUCCACAUGAAUGUGUGGAUUUUCUGGAGCCCAGUACACACAAUUAAGGCGAUUCACUGUACCAUUCAGUUUAAAUGUUGCCUCAUCAAACCAAACAUUUUUGCUCACAAAGUCCACAUUCUUGUAUACCUUUUGUUGAAACUACUAACAAACCUACACUUUUCAAUCAGGAUUGUCUUCAUUCAUGUCAUGUAACAAUUCAGGGAUGCAAACUUUCCAUUUAGCGUGUUUUAGAAUGUGUUAUACCCCUGACAUGCUAACGCCUGUCUCAACAUGCACAUUGUUUUGCAGACUUGUGGAUAUUGUAUAAACUGUACCAACACCAUACCAGAAGAGGUGGACUUGUUGCUCUGCCAGGCCACCCAUAUCUUUGCUUGCACACAUCAUACACUGUACCAUCAGCCUCAAAUUUGUCACAGAUACGUGUAGUUGUUACUCAUGUUGGAGGUUCCAUUGCAAAUUCACGCUGCCACUGUCUUUUUAUUUCAUGCACAUUUUCAGAUUUCCAGCAGCACUUCAGAAUUAUCUUGCGCUGCUCGACCAACAACCGUUCCACCUACGUUUUCUUUGGUUGUCCAAUUAUUCAAUAAGGUGGCUGUGGCACUCAUAUGACUAGCACCAUCUUUUGAGAGAAUAUCACACUACACACCAUACAUUACAUUUUGGUUCAACAUUGUAAAUGUCCAUAGAUAACCUAUGUUAAAGGGUGUAUACGUUUUUUGCGCCUCUCUGUAUUUGGCUAUGUGCAAAAAAGGGAAACUGAUGUCGUAGGUACAAAGCAAGUAUUUUUAGUGUCAGAUGUCCAUCUCAGUAAAAGUAUCCAAAAUCAGAUCAGGGUACUAUACUCCAGUAGUUGUAGAUGGUUCUUACUCGGUGACGUGUGUUUGGAAACAAACACGUACAAAGAAGAAUGCGCAGGCGCAUUACUGCAAUAUUUUUUUGAUAUUGUUUAAAGGAAGGAGAUGUAUCUCAUUCAUAUUAUGUGACUGAUAUUUCAUACUGCCAAAACUUAUAUAUCUGACACUUCUAAUAUAUUAAAAAAUCAAAUGAUGUCAUGAAAGUUCAAAUAGAGUCAUGAUUAUAUUCUGUUGUAGAAACUUAGAUUAUUUAUUUAAUUUCUUGAUAUUUUGAGAAUGCUUGUGUUCUGUGUUUGAAGGAACUGAUGUUCGUCCUACACCAGCUUUUUUUGUAAUUUUUUGAACAUUUAUACACAUAUUUCUCCUGUUUGCACAUCUUUUUAAAUAUUAAUUCCAAAAAGAAAACAAAUAAAUAAAAACCUCUGACCUGAACCAACUGAAAUGUGAGCUUCUAGUAUUAUCGCUAUCCAUUGACAUUCCUCCUGGGGUGGAUAAUGUUAUGGGAAAAGUCUCAUCUGGAGUUCCCCAUCCCUCCUAAGUACAUAUGUUUAGUCUCUGUUCACAUUUUCCUACUCUCUUUUGUGUAUCUUCUCUCAAUCGGUCUCUCAGCCUUGUCCUUGGUUCCUCAGUGGUUAUCUGCUCCAUUUUUUAUCCAUUCUAAGGAAUCAUAUAUCCAUGCUAUCCCCAUAUCACUGUACCAUUAAAUUGUAUAAAUGCAUUAUAGCAUUUCUACUUUCACAUCAUGGCUAUAUACAAUGUUUGAAUUCUGCCUGAACUUGUAUUUCUUUUUUACUAUAGAAGAACUUAUUUUUUACAGACUACACAUGCCCGCGCACACACAUGUAUAUAUGUGUGCAUAGUGCCUGUCCGUGUUUCUGCUCUAGUGUUAAAUUAGGCAGAUAAGGUUUUUAAAAUACCACUGGUUUAAUGUCUGGGGGAAUCUUAGUUCUCAGGCUAACUCAAAUAGUAGUAAAAUAUCUUAAUUUUGUCAGUCCCGCAUGUAAUUCUUCUUGGACUUUGCCACAUGAUGGAUUUAUUGAGGCCUGUUGUCAUUUACAUAUACAGUAAAACUUGGUUAUAGCAACAUUGGUUUCUGCGACACCUUGUCUAUUGCGUCAAAUAUUCAAUG